GCAAAUAGAUAAAGUUUGAGACCGUUGGUAUCUUUCCCUCUUUCUCAGCCUCUCGUUUCUCAUCUAAGAGUAGCAGAGAACCGCCGAUGCUCCUCCGUCUUCUUUGCCGGUGACUUUCUCUUCCCUUUAACUUCCGAUUAAAACAAUGAGCCUUCGUUUAGUUUCCUCCGUAUUCUCCGGCAUCUAUUGCAUCCCUAACCUCCACGAGACUCAUUCUCUUCUUCGCUCUAUCUUCUUCAUUCACGGGAACAAACCGGCGUAUACCGGUCGUCGACAACCGAUUCUGUACUCAACCUAUGGCGACCGGAGCAGAGAAAGUUUCGGCACCGCCGCAGAUGUUUCGGAAACGCCUUCUUCGUCUCUUUUCGACGACGAGCUUCUGAGCAGCGUAUCCGCCGUUAGAGAUGCGGAUGAAGCGCUCGAGAUGAUUUCUGAUCGAUUCGGAUCAAAUCGCGGCGGAAUCGUAGCAAUCAAAGAUUGCCGCUCGAUUAUCUCCGCUGCUGUCAGCCGCGGCAAUGUGGAGCUGGCGCUGUCGAUUUUCUACGCCAUGCGAACGAGUUUCGAUUUAGGUGGGAGUGACAGUGAUCGAUGGAGAUGGUCAAGGCCUGAUGUUGAGGUGUACACGUUGUUGGUGAAUGGUCUUGCUGCUUCCUUGAGGGUUUCUGAUUCUCUAAGGAUCAUCAGAGAUAUUUGCCGCGUUGGAAUCUCCCCUGCCGAGGAGGUACCCUUUGGUAAAGUUGUGAGAUGUCCGAGCUGUUUGAUUGCAGUUGCUGUUGCACAGCCUCAACAUGGAGUUCAGAUUGUCUCCUGCGCUACUUGCCGUUACCAAUACGAGCUUUUCUCUGGUGACAUAACCAGCAUAGAAUCAGAAGAGCUCGGGAGCUACAUCUGCCGCACGCAGCAAGGACAUUCCUCUGUGGGAAAAGGGACUCAGACUAAUCCAGAUAAAGAAGGACAAAGUCAUCUCUUCUGUGCACUCUAUUGUGGUACAAACACCUUCUGGUACAGCACGAACGCACCGGUUUGCCACUGAGACACCCGAGCUCCCUGCGCGAGAAGGAGAACGAGUGACAAUUGCAUCUGCUGCUCCAUCGGAUGUUUACAGACAAGUGGGACCUUUCAAGUUUACCCCCAAGGCUCCAAACCUUUACCCUGGAGAACCUAUGAGCAUCACAAAGCAUAAGGACGGACGAGAAUCGCUUUUGUUAAGGCCUCCUAGCAAAGAAGGAGAUAAAAGCUUGCAGCCCUCGUUUCUGAUUCCCCUUCUUGCUGUUUUGGCUACCGGAGAUGCUGCUUCUGGCAUGAUUGAUCCCAGUUUGCCUCAGUUACUCUCAGUUGCUGCUGUCACAUCACUGGCAAUCGGAGCGACCCUUAAUUCUUUUGUCCUUCCUCAGCUAAAUCAGCUCCCUGAAAGAACAGUGGAUGUGGUCGGUAUCAAACAGCAACUUUUAUCUCAGUACGAUGUGCUCCAGCGUCGCAUUGGAGAUCUAAAAGAAGCAACUGAGAAAGAGGUGUGGAUGUUGGCUCGAAUGUGCCAGCUUGAAAACAAAAUUCUAGCCGUGGGAGAGCCAGCGUACCGUACUCGAAGAACAAGAGUAAAGAAGGUACGAGAAAGUCUUGAAAACUCCAUAAAAGGAAGGAUUGAGCUGAUCGAUAGUUAUGCCAGAAUAUCUUCAAUGAUUGAGAUCGAGGUGGAAAUGGACAGUGAUGUUCUUGCAGCCGAGGCAGUGAACAAUACUGAAAACAUUGCUCAACAGAUAGAACAGAUCAUGGAACUUGAAAACCUUGAAGAGAAAUGGAAAUUGCAGGCUGAAGCAAACGAUGAGGCCGAGAGACUUCUCAGCUCCCAACCUUAAACACCUCUCUCAACAAACAAACCCCGGUCAAAACUUCUGGAGCAUCGCUAAAAGUUAAAGUUUCUUCUGUCGGUCGCUACAAGUUAAUUUCUCUUUGCUAAUUAUACAUUGUUGUGUUGUGAUACAGUAUAUAGUUUAAUAAUCACCGAAAUGUUUUUUCUUUGAAUUGUGUAUAAUUUAUUCUUUUCUUUUUUGCGUGUGUAUGCAAGCUCUGGUUAAUUAUUAUUACUCCUACUAGUUGCUAAGCACGCACAGCGACUUUCUUUCUCCAGAAAAAUGUGAGCCUGUCUGUGACAUUCAUAAGUAAACCAAUAUAAAAAGAGAAAAAUGAAAUGAAAAGGCCACGUGUCCUCUCUUCUCCACUCUCUUUUUAUUCAGAAACAAAGGUUUUGUUAUUUAUUUCCAGAGAAGCUUCUCUUUUGAUUCUCUCUCUCUCUUUCUCUCUUCAUCGCCUCUUGGAGCUCAGAUGGUGAAGAAUAUUCUGGUGACCGGCGGUGCUGGUUACAUCGGGAGUCACGCGGUGCUCCAACUUCUUCUCCGCGGCUACACCACCGUCGUCAUCGACAACCUCGACAAUUCGUCUCUCGUUUCGAUCCAGCGCGUCAAGGAGCUCGCCGGAGAUCAUGGAGAAAAUCUCACAUUCCACCAGGUGGACCUUUGCGAUAAACCCGCGCUUGAGAGAGUUUUCUCCGAGUCAAAGUUCGAUGCAGUAAUGCAUUUUGCUGGAUUGAAAGCAGUGGGGGAGAGCGUGGCGAAACCGCUUCUGUAUUACAACAAUAACUUGAUUGGGACUAUUACACUCUUGGAAGUAAUGUCUGCACACAAAUGUAAAAAACUUGUAUUUUCUUCGUCGGCUACUGUAUAUGGCUGGCCAAAGGAGGUUCCUUGUACAGAAGAGUCCCCUCUUUCUGGAAUGAGUCCUUAUGCAAGAACAAAGCUGUUCAUUGAGGACAUAUGCCGUGAUGUACAACGGGGUGAUCCCGAAUGGAGAAUCAUAAUGCUGAGGUACUUCAACCCUGUGGGAGCUCACCCUAGCGGUCGCAUUGGUGAGGAUCCUUGUGGGACUCCAAAUAACCUCAUGCCUUAUGUCCAGCAAGUCGUUGUUGGGAGGCUGCCUAACCUCAAGAUUUAUGGAACCGACUAUACCACUAAAGAUGGCACCGGUGUACGAGACUAUAUUCAUGUUGUUGAUCUAGCAGAUGGCCAUAUAUCUGCGCUUCAAAAGCUAGAAGAUUCCGAAAUAGGUUGCGAGGUAUACAACCUAGGAACCGGCAAAGGAACAACGGUGUUGGAGAUGGUUGAUGCAUUUGAAAAAGUUUCAGGAAUGAAAAUACCACUGGUGAAGGUUGGAAGAAGACCAGGUGAUGCAGAGACGGUCUACGCAUCAACCGAGAAAGCUGAACGUGAUCUAAACUGGAAGGCAAAUUUCGGAAUCGAAGAGAUGUGUAGGGACCAAUGGAACUGGGCAAGCAACAAUCCUUUCGGUUAUGGUUCUUCACCAGACACAACAUAACGACAGAGCUAAAAUCCAAACACCAUUCUUUUUCUUACACCUCUCAGAUUCAUAUUCAUAGCUUUGAAGCCAAAAAACACAGUGAGUAAGCUCUACUUACUUCUCUAUUCAUAUAUUUUGCUUUCUCCUUUUGUAAUUUAUAUUUACAUAUACACACACGCAUAGGGGUUAACUUAAGUGGAUUCUUUUGUUUGUUGGAUUUGUAUCAUCUUUUCCUAGGAAAUCAAUUCUUUUUUUUUUGUGUUAUUUAUGGGAUUAUAUUUGUAUUGAAUAGAAAUUGAAUUCAGUUUUUGUUUAUGGGUAAGGGUUUGUUUUGUAUUAUUAUUAUAUACAGAACCUCUGAGUUUAUCACUUUCUUCUUCACCU
Molecule: messenger RNA, 3735 nt
Organism: Thlaspi arvense
Lineage: Eukaryota; Viridiplantae; Streptophyta; Magnoliopsida; Brassicales; Brassicaceae
Source: the annotation of a GenBank genome assembly